AUGCUCUCAACUGUUACUUUUUCUACUGACAAAGGAUCUUAUUCUUUCCCAAAAGAAACUUUUCAUCAAUACGUCCAGAAACAAUUCUUGCAAGAAAAGAAGAGUUUUUUGCUUAUUCCCGCACCAAAUGCCAAUGAUUUUGUUCCGGUGGAUGUGGUAAAGCAGAUCGCUGCUGAAUCCGAAGAUAUGCAAAGACAACUCGAUAUUGUAUUUCAAACAAUUCCCGAUCAUAAUGAAAGCUUGAGAGAUUUUCAUUACACUUUUGUAAACAUGCCUGAAAAACCUGAUGAUCAAUUGUUUGAACAAGAUCCAUCUGCAUACAUCAAUGCUCUCGAAUUACUGAGCGAUGACAAACCUGGAUUAUUCGUGAAUGAUAUUGAUGGUGGAAAGUUUCAUUUUGUUUCGCAACGUCACUAUGAUGCACUCGGUGAUUUUGUCAUGAAAUAUGUCCAGGAUGAGUUGUUGAAAAAUAGAUGCAAAUUGGAUGAGUAUUGGUUACCUUUAGAUUCCAAUUUUCCGCAUGAUCAAAUGGUGAACAUUUUCAUGAGUAAGGACGCUCUUACUAAUCCAAACAAAUUGAUGGUAUUGAUUCAAGGAUCUGGAGCUGUUCGUCCUGGACAAUGGGCACGUGCAUUGUGCAUGAACGAUUCUUUGAAAACUGGAACACAAUAUAAUUAUAUUGUUCAAGCAAUGAAGGAAGGAUAUGGAGUCAUUGUUCUGAAUCCGAAUCAAAAUAAUUAUAUUCUUCCUCACAUGGAUGAUCCUAUCAAGUACAAGAAGGAAGGAUACCUUAACAGAAACAAACCUGAACCAUUAGCCAAGAAUGCAAAGCAACCAAUCCUCCACAAUCAAUCACCACCCGAACACACUGUAUACGUUUGGGACAACUUUAUUCAAAAAGCUGCCGCUAAAGACAUUGUUAUUGUUGCCCACUCAGCUGGUGGUUGGUGCACCAUGGAAUUGCUCAAGCAACGCACUCAAUCCACACUUUCUAAGGUCAGAGGUAUUGCUUUCACAGACUCUGUCCAUUCUGUUUAUUCUUCUGAUCCUAAACCAGUUCGUGAUUUCAUUGUCGAUCAUGCUGUUAAUUGGGUUACAAGUGACAAACCAUGUGAUACAGUUGUGAGUAGAAAAAGACAAGGAGCAGCGUGUGAAUGCAGAAGUGCUGGGCAUAUAAAACAUGAGCAUACAUCAGAAUUCUGCAGAGAAGCUGUAUUUCCAUUCCUGCAAGCAAAAAUUCAACAAAACAGCCACUAA
Naegleria fowleri is the source of this 1257-nucleotide messenger RNA. RefSeq lists its product as uncharacterized. Lineage: Eukaryota; Heterolobosea; Eutetramitea; Acrasida; Naegleriidae. The record is from RefSeq and is a predicted model, not a curated record. The transcript has 4 exons. Gene Ontology annotation, cellular component: nucleus. Gene Ontology annotation, molecular function: siRNA binding. Gene Ontology annotation, biological process: regulatory ncRNA-mediated heterochromatin formation. The coding region runs from base 1 to 1257 and encodes 418 amino acids.